AUGCCAUUAAAUUUCUUGCAGUUUUAUUCGAAAUCUUUAUUAGACGCUGAUAAUCUGUCGCCGGAGCGGAAUAUCGAAGGAGCAUCACAUGAAAUUGAGAACGGUUAUCCGCUGGUUGCCGAUCUGGAGCAGCUUCGCCUGCAAAAUGAGAUCCGCAUGUCGGUGGAAAGUGUUAUCCAGGAACAGGCUUUCUUGCCGGUACCGCUACUUUAA
Molecule: messenger RNA, 213 nt
Organism: Gongylonema pulchrum
Lineage: Eukaryota; Metazoa; Nematoda; Chromadorea; Rhabditida; Gongylonematidae
Source: the annotation of a GenBank genome assembly